AUGUCUACCGAACCUACAAAUGUCGAUUUAAACUCAUUACCUCCACAAAAGUUGGUUGAGUUUCGUAAAUCUAUAGAUGAAGAAAUUACCCAUUUCACACAAUCCUUGCAAGCAUUGGCAGCAGCACAGUCAAAGUUGAAAGACUGUAUUUCUAGUAUAAAUAACUUGGAACAAUCCAAAGAAGAUAAUUUAUUAGUUCCCUUAACAAGCUCCUUAUAUAUACCUGGUCAGGUGGUAACAAGAAAUCGAUACUUGGUAGAUAUAGGUACAGGUUAUUAUGUUGAAAAACUGGCAAAGAAAGCUAAAUUAGGUUACGACAAGAAAAUCAAAAAAUUGGAUGAAGAUGCUAAGAAGUUAAAGGGUAUUCUAGUGCAAAAGAACGAGUUGUUAAACACUGUGAAUUUGAUUUUAAGAAAAAAAGUAAUCGAAAUGGAGAAACAGCAAGAGGGACCAUCAUCGGCAGAUGCAACUAAUUGA
Candida dubliniensis CD36 is the source of this 477-nucleotide messenger RNA. RefSeq names its product Gim5p (gene GIM5). The coding region runs from base 1 to 477 and encodes 158 amino acids. Gene Ontology annotation, biological process: regulation of DNA-templated transcription; protein folding. NCBI's taxonomy places the organism in Eukaryota, Fungi, Ascomycota, Pichiomycetes, Serinales, Debaryomycetaceae. Gene Ontology annotation, cellular component: prefoldin complex; cytoplasm. The record is from RefSeq and is a predicted model, not a curated record. The transcript has a single exon.